This is a messenger RNA of Octopus sinensis (East Asian common octopus), 4742 nucleotides long. RefSeq names its product alpha-catulin. Bases 81 to 2438 code for a protein of 785 amino acids. The transcript has 16 exons. Gene Ontology annotation, biological process: cell adhesion; Rho protein signal transduction. Gene Ontology annotation, molecular function: cadherin binding; actin filament binding. Lineage: Eukaryota; Metazoa; Mollusca; Cephalopoda; Octopoda; Octopodidae. The record is from RefSeq and is a predicted model, not a curated record.
CGUUCUCUCUCUCCCUCCCUCUAGCCGUAUCCUCGCCGUCGCCUCCCUCCACCGUUGGAGCCAGGCAGCAGCACAACAAAAUGGCUGGUCUUGCGCAGCCGAAGUCGGAAUCUAAGCUGCCUUUGGAGAUACGCACCAAGUCGGUGGAACACACUCUGGUGCCUCUUGUUGCCCAGAUAACAACACUGGUAAACCAUAAAGAAAAAACUAAAGUAUCAGAGAAGACACUGCGAGUAUUAGUACAAGUUGGGCAAGUUGUGAACCGGGCUGUAGGAAAGUUUGUGUCUGUUGGAGAGUCUAUAGCUGAAGAAAACCCUGAGAUUAAAAAUGAAAUGUGUGAAGCAUGUCAAGAGGCAAGGCAGGCAGGUGUUAGCAUCCAGAAGUUGACAGCUACUCCUGAUGGAAACUCAGGACAUGCAAAGACAAUCAAAGAAAAAACAGCCAUGGUGCGAGCUGCAAGGCAGCUUUUAUCAGCUAUCACCCGGGUAUUGUUACUUGCAGAUAAAGUAGUGGUCAAACAGCUGCUGGCAGCCAAGGAUCGAGUUUUGGCCAGUUUGGUGAAAUUAGAACGUGUUUCAAAUUUCACGGAUUUCAUGGAUGCAUUCAGCCACUUUGGUAAAGAGAUGGUUUGUCUUGCUCAAAUUACUGGUGAGCGACAAAAUGAUCUGAAGAGUGAUAAACAGCGUGCUCAAAUGGGGGCAGCACGUGCAGUACUUGAAAAGGCGACAAUGAUGCUGCUAACUUCGUCCAAGACAUGCUUGCGCCAUCCUGACUGCCAUUCUGCCAAACAAAACCGAGCUGGUGUGUUUGCCCAAAUGCGACGGGCACUCGACAUGGUUCAUCAAAUAGUUACCAAUGGUGGAAUGUCUAGUGACAGCCUUUCUCCGACAGUCAAUGGAGACUCUGGUAUUGGUUUAGCUACUUCACAGCCUACAGCAAGCCGAGUGCUGAAGGAUUUUGAUGAUUUAUGUGAACUAACUCGGAUAACAAUGGUAGGUCCGAGUACUCAGGAGAAACUCAACAGUGCCUUAGACUUAAUAAUUGAAAGUAGCCAGGAUUUCACUGACUCUGCCUACACUUCCCAUGAGAACCGAGAACGCAUACUUGAUCUUUGUGAUCAACUACGGAUUCAACUGAACAAUCUAAUUAAAAUUGGUGCCAGCUUGGAUCAGAAAGAAACUGCGUCAUCAAGUCAAGAAUUAGAAACUGCAAUUCUUAAAACAAUUGAAGCAUCAAAGGUUCUUCAUAAACAGCUACAAGACACCACAAUGGACCAAGCAUCGGAAUUAUUCAAGGUUAAUGAAGACCAUGAUUUACUAAAGGGAUUAAAGAUCCAUGGAUUAGCUGGAAGUUCUGACAAAGUGGAUGAGUUGUCAGUGAAAUUUAGAGAACAUUCUGAACAGUUAGAAGAAGUGUGCAAGCUCUUACGCCAUAUAGCUAAUACUGGUCCCCUCAUUAUCACAGCAGAACACAAUGAAUCUGUUAUUCAUGUUACAUGUCCAUUGCUUUUAAAUGCCGCCCAGACUUUUUCUCAGUACCCUGGCAGUCGUAUUGCUGAGGGAAACUUGGAUGUUUUUGCUAAAGCUUGGGAAGGUCAAAUCAAUGAACUCUCAAUUUUAGUGAAAGAAGUUAAUGAUGUGUGCCAAGGCAAGAUGGAGAAGCAUGUUUAUCAAUCCCUUCCAAGACCUGGGAAACAUGGUACAAUGGUCAAAUCUCUACGACCUGUGAAACUGGAUGCAGAGGAACAAGCCAAAAUAGCUAAACUUGGUCUAGAAAUGAAGUUGAUUACAUCUGAGAUGGAUGCUGAGACUGACAAAUGGGAGGAAGCGGAUAAUGACAUUGUUAAACGUGCCAAAAAUAUGUCGAGCAUGGCUUUUUCCAUGUAUCUAUUUACACGAGGAGAAGGCCCCUUGAAAACAACACAAGACCUAUUUACUCAGGCGAAAUAUUUUGCUGAUGAAGGCAACAAAUUAUAUAAAACUGUUAAAGAAUUUGCUGAACGAGUACCGGCGAGUGGUCAUAAAGAGGAACUGGUUGUACAUCUUGACCGAAUUCCAGUAUUUUGUCAACAGUUGCUAAAGACACUUCGAGCUCCAACAUUUGGCAAAGCAGCCACAUUUAAUAAAGUUGAUAGUGCCAUUCAAGAAACAAAGAAUUUAAUGAACGCUGUUGCCAAAGUUGUGACAACAAGCUUCAUCUGUGCAACCAAAUACAACAUAGACUGCCGGUCAACGUCUGUCCAGUCUUACAAGUGGCGUGGAAGCUCCCAACGCCUUGAUAAUCAGGCAAACGGUGGCACUGAUGCUGGAAGCGAGUCGGGUGGCAGCAGUACUACCACCACUGCGCCACCUUCUUUACAGAACUCCUACAUAGAAGGUCUUUACCGCAGCUCAUCGCUUAAUAAGCCUUUAUCUACCAUUGGACUUCUAGACUCCUGAGACUGGCUUUGUGAGGAUGGGCAAUUUUCAUUAAAACUACUGCAGUGUCAGCAUCAACCAAAGUGUUUAAAUAGAGAAGAAGAGAGUAUAUCAUCACUUAGGUGACAACAGCAAAAACUGGUGAGAGAAGAUUGAUCAAUGAAAAUAGACAUUUAAACAUUUACAAAACAAGAAAAACAAACAAAAAAAAAAGAAAUCUAGUAAUUAUUCUGUGAUAUUGAAAUUUUAGUUUCCAGAAGUGCGUGUAAUUCCUUCUGUGUAUGGCUUCUAAAUUCUCAGCUUCCCAGUCAUCUCUCGUGUCUCUUCUAAUCCAUUCACUCCUGUCGUCAGUGAUGACAAAGAUAUACCAGUGUGAAAUAUUCAAUAAGUUUGUAAUAAGCUUUCCUCUCUCAAUCAAAAUGAUCGACUUUUUUUUUCUCCUUCUUCCCCCCUGCCCAUCCCUGCUUGUUUGUAAUUAUGUCUCUGUGAUGUAGUGUUUUCAUUAGUGUCUUCAUAUUGUCCUCCUUGACAAGAAAACUCUUAAACAUUUCCUCAAAUGGCACAAAGAUCUUACUUUUACCAACAGCAGCUCUAACAAAAAUAAGUAUUUUUUUUAAUUUUUUUUAAUUGAAAUUCUGAUUUGGUACAUUGACAAAAAUAUUUCUAUUCCUUUACUGAUGUAAGGGUUUAAUGUUUGUGUUACAGUAAAAAUUUAAUCUAUGCAGUACAUAUCAAAGGUUAGGAUUUCCACAGCCAAGAGCAGCUAACACAGGACACAGCAUGCACCAGAGAUACAUGUGUAUGGGUGUAAAGUAUACCUUUUUGUAACGUAUGUACAGUAAACUUUUUUUCAUUGACAAAGUAUUAAUCUCAAUGUCUAAUACAGGAGACAUUUAUUAAUAGUCGUUACAUUCAGAUCCAGCUUUUAAUGAGUUUUACAGGCAACAUUUCAAUUACAUAUUAGUAAUUUUCCCUAGCUUCUGUAUUAUUGCUCCAUCCAAUACACACAGGCUAUUUCCAUCUUAUAUAUAUAUAUGUAUAUAUAUAUAUAUAUAUAUAUUGCGAACAGAUUGCAGAAGUCCCCCUCCUUCAAUCAAGCUCUACAUCAUUUGAUUUUCUUUUCCAGUUUAUUAAACUUUAUUUUCUAAAUUUUAAUUCAAUUUUUUUCUCCUUACUAAUUAAUUAUAUUAAGUUAUUAUUUUUGCUUUUCAAGUCAUUUAUGUAUUAUUUUGUUUUCAUUAUUCCGACUAACAACAAAUUUAUGAAAAAUAAGAGAAAAUACUGAAUAGAGAUAUUUAGCAAUUCCUUUCUUAUGUUUAAAUGAUUCCAGUAAUCCACCAAUAUUUCUUCUUGUGGGAGGGGGCAGUGAACAUCUUCAAAAAUAAGAUGGAAUAAUAAUGAGAAAAAAAAGCAAAAACUAAUGGAGUAAGUGGGAUUCUAAUUAAUUGUGGCAUAUUAGAAAUUCUUAGUGAUGCCAUCUACAACCUGGCAUUGAAUGCAAGUUGUAACCAUUUCACUUCAUUUUAGCCUGGGAAAGGCAUAAAUGUCACAGCUUCCUAUUUAUCCAAUUGUAAAACUCUCAGGCUUCACGUCUGUCAUGUAAACAGCUCUUUAUGUAUAUAAUAUAUAUAUUACAUGGACAACAGGGCUCCUUCAUAAAACUGCUGCAAAUCAUUUGAUGCAAUCCAAUCUGCAUGUACAUUUUCUAAAACUGUAUUGCUAUUUAUAUCAAUGGCUUUUUCUGUGUGAAUCUAUUUUACUAGCACAUUAUUAUUAUCUCCUGAUUAAUACUGUAUGUGUAUGCAUUAUGGCACUUUGUCUUCUGCUAGCCCACCAACUCUAUAAAUGACAAAUUCUGCCCACGGCACUCCUGUGAUGAUAUUCGGAUUAUUUUUAUUUGAAAUAUUAUUAUAUCACACUUGAAAGAGAGAGAGAGUGAAAAAGAGAGAGAGAGAGAAAUUUAAUGUUAACCUGAGCAAUCUUGUAAAGAAAUCAACCUUAACACUUAAAAAUAAGUUUUAAAAAAAAAAGUAAUUAUUUUUAUCGAUCCUUAUUAAGGUGUAGAAAAUUUUUUUUAAAAAAAAGUAUCCAAUCUGUCUUGCACAAUUUGUUUUGGAAUGCUGUCUCCUGCAAUUCAUUUUAGGUAUGAGUUGUAAUACUUAUUUGUGACUGUUUCAACAUGAAUACAUGAGUCGCUGUCAACUUCCAAUAAAAUGCGUAAUCUAUUGUUUGUUAUAGGGCAACAAACGUAGAACGAUUUGCUGCUGUUAAACAGAUAAUUGUCAAAAAAAAAAAGAAAAUCUUCAAUAAAAUUUUCUCAGCUAA